CUCCCUUUCUCCAACACUACUCCACCACAAGAACCAUUUCAUAUUCUCUCUCUCUCUCUCUCUCUGGAACUUGGGGAAAAUACACAAAAAAGUAAAGCAAGAAAAUGUCUUGGCAAACGUACGUUGAUGAACAUUUGAUGUGUGAUAUCGAGGGGCAUGCCGGCCUCCGCCUCUCCAGCGCUGCCAUCAUGGGACACGACGGCUCCAUCUGGGCUCAGAGCUCCGCCUUUCCUGCGCUGAAGCCAGAUGAGAUCACUGGAAUACAGACUGACUUCAACGAGCCCGGGCAUCUGGCGCCGACAGGCCUGUUCAUUGCUGGAACAAAAUACAUGGUCAUCCAAGGAGAACCCAAUGCUGUCAUUCGUGGAAAGAAGGGAUCUGGAGGGAUUACUAUAAAGAAGACAGGUCAAGCAAUGGUGUUUGGGCUGUAUGAGGAGCCAGUGACACCAGGACAAUGCAACAUGGUUGUUGAGAGGCUUGCUGAUUAUCUCAUCGACCAAGGCCUUUAGACUCAAUUCAUUUUUUUCUUUCUGAAAUUUUGCAUCUUUUUAGUUUAUGUUGUUGAUUUUUUAUGAUAUGUGCACGAGUUAGGCCGUGUCUUCUUCUACAUAUCUUCAUCUCUUCAAGAGAAUAAUAAAGAGAAGAAUAAAUUCUCUGUUUUUAAGUUGCUUACAAA
Messenger RNA from Sesamum indicum (sesame), 676 nucleotides. RefSeq names its product profilin-3. Gene Ontology annotation, molecular function: actin monomer binding. Lineage: Eukaryota; Viridiplantae; Streptophyta; Magnoliopsida; Lamiales; Pedaliaceae. The record is from RefSeq and is a predicted model, not a curated record. Gene Ontology annotation, cellular component: cell cortex.